AUGUUUAAUCUCUGGGGGAGUUCUCAACAAGAUCAACAGACCAAAGAUGCUCAAGCUGAAUCCAAGAUAAAUGAGCUCAAGGUUGCAAUUGGACCUUUAUCAGGAAACAAAUUGAAGUACUGCAAUGAUGCUUGUUUGAGGCGAUACCUAGACGCUCGCAACUGGAAUGUUGACAAGUCGAAAAAGAUGUUGGAAGACACACUUAAGUGGAGAUCAGUCUAUAAGCCCGAGAAAAUCCGCUGGGACGAGGUUGCAGAGGAAGGGGAGACAGGGAAAGUUUAUAGAGCGGGUUUUCAUGACAGACAUGGAAGAACUGUUCUUAUUUUGAGACCUGGAAUGCAGAACACUUCUUCAUUGGACAAUCAGAUUAAGCAUCUUGUGUAUCUUUUGGAAAAUGCUAUGCUUAAUCUUCCACCAGGUCAAGAACAAAUGGCUUGGUUGAUAGACUUCACUGGGUGGUCAAUAACCAACAACGUGCCACUCAAAUCCGCUAGAGAGACUAUCAGUAUUCUACAGAAUCACUAUCCUGAGAGGCUUGGAAUAGCUUUUCUUUAUAACCCUCCUCGAAUUUUCGAAGCUUUUUGGAAGAUAGUGAAGUAUUUCUUGGAUAGCAAGACAUUUCAGAAGGUGAAAUUUGUGUAUCCGAAGAAUAAAGAUAGCGUGGAGCUCAUGAAAUCUUAUUUUGAUGAGGAAAAUCUUCCAAGUGAACUAGACUUUUGGGGUUCUGAAGAAAAACUCUCAAACCACAUGCAUUGUGCAGCAGAAGUUGCUCCAGAAGUUGCUAUCUGA
Molecule: messenger RNA, 789 nt
Organism: Vicia faba (fava bean)
Lineage: Eukaryota; Viridiplantae; Streptophyta; Magnoliopsida; Fabales; Fabaceae
Source: the annotation of a GenBank genome assembly